AUGCCGUCCGUCUCUCUCCUCCGCAUCGCCGCUCGCGGCUCGGCGAGCUUUUCCCGCGCCGCCUCCGCCCCCGUGCGGUCCCUGAUGGUCCGACCCGCCGCCCUCGCCGCCGUGCGGUCAGCAAACUUCAGCACCUCGGUCCCCCGACGAUCCGCCGGCGAGCAUGCCGAGGAGACCUUUGAGGAGUUCUCUGCCAGGUUCGAGAAGGAGUUUGACGGCGUUCAGGACGUCUUCGAGCUCCAGCGCAACCUGAACAACGCUUUCGCCUACGAUCUUGUCCCCUCCACCACCGUCGUCGCUGCAGCCCUCAAGGCCGCGAGGCGGGUCAAUGACUUUGCCACCGCCGUCCGCAUUUUUGAGGGUAUCAAAGCCAAGGUCGAGAACAAGGGCCAGUACGAACAAUAUCUCGAGGAGCUGAAGCCUCUGCGGGAAGAGCUCGGCGUUCCUCUGAAGGAGGACCUGUACCCCGAGGGGAAGUAA
Molecule: messenger RNA, 480 nt
Organism: Drechmeria coniospora
Lineage: Eukaryota; Fungi; Ascomycota; Sordariomycetes; Hypocreales; Ophiocordycipitaceae
Product: cytochrome c oxidase subunit Va
Exons: 4
Coding region: 1-480 (159 amino acids)
Biological process (GO): mitochondrial electron transport, cytochrome c to oxygen
Cellular component (GO): mitochondrial inner membrane
Source: RefSeq, a predicted model, not a curated record